UAGCGCUCACGGCUCCGUUUAGUCCGAGGUACGCUCGCUAGGGUUUCUCGAUCCGGGGAGAGAGAGCUAUAUUAUGGCAAAGAAGAGGAAAAGAAAGGACGAUUGAAUCGAGAGGAAGGAGAAAAUGGGGGUGUGGUCGGUUCUUUUCAUGUCGGCAAUGCCGGUGUUUAGACUGCUCGUUCAUUGCGGCAUUGGGGCUUAUUUGUCAUCUCCACAAUCCAAUGUGAUGCCUGCCGAAGCUCGAAAACAUAUAAACAAGCUAGUUUUCGUGUGUUUCAUGCCAUCGCUGAUUUUCUCGAAUUUAGCUCAAACAGUGACUGUCGAGAAGAUGCUGGACUGGUGGUUUAUGCCGAUAAAUGUGUUGCUAUGCUACAUGAUUGGCGCUGGAAUUGGAGUUUGUAUCUUCGAUCACUUCAAGCCUCCUCCUCACCUGAGAAAAUUGAUAAUUGCAUGCUGUGCUACAGGGAAUUCGAGUAACUUGCCUCUAGUACUUGUUUCGGCGAUUUGCGUUGAAGCAGGUAGUCCCUUCGGCAGAUAUGAUGUUUGCACGGCAAAUGGGAUAGCUUAUAUAUCCUAUGGUCUAUGGAUGGCCACAGUUUUGACUUGGACAGUCGUGUUUAAUUACCUGAAGCCACAACCACAGCCAGGCUAUGAAGAGGUUGAUUUGCACGACGCAACGGAGGAAGCUCCACCUCGGGAGGAAACUCCUCCUGCUCGAGAGCUAAAUGUCUAUCCAGGAAGCCAAGGCAUUAUGCCUCAAGUUGCAGGCUUGCAGGGUGUUCCUCGGGGGUUUACGAAUACUCAAAGUCCGCAAGGAUUUCCAGGUCCACAGGGGUACAGGAACUCUGGUUUUGGUGCUCAGAAUCUCCAAGGCAUGGACAGCUUUCAGCAAGGCUACCAAGGAUUUCAAGCGCCUCAGAUGUUUCAAGUCCCGGGUCAAGGAUAUCAACAGCAGGCAUUUUCAGCAAUGACUCAGGGUCCCAGAGGCUUUCAGGCUGGACCGAGGUACUCGCAAGGCUUCGAGGACUACAAUGACGGGUUUAUAGGCUCCCAGCCUCAAGGCUUUUUGCCUAGUCCUCAGGCAUUUCCAACUCGUGGCCGGAAUCCAUCUAUAGGCCUGGGGGACUUCCAGCAGUUCCAAAGCCCGCAGGUUCCUCAACUCCCGAUGUCUCCUGACGGGUUCCAAAACCUCCAGGCUCCAGGCUUUCAAAAUCCACUUCAAGCACUUUCAUCUCCGCCUUCUCAAGCUCUCCAAGUUUAUGGAGCUUCAACGACGUCCCAGCCGAGAGCAGCACAGCCACCACCUCCAACACCUCCUGAGCCAGCAGGUCCGCAGCCUCGUACCGAUGAUUUUUCUGUGGCCAACUUGCAACUAUGGAUGGAAAAAUACCGCGUGAAAGAAGCCUUCACCCCUCCAACAGCGGCAGCUGCGAUAGCAAUCCCCAUUGGCGCUGUGCCGUUUUUUAGACAUUUGCUGUAUGGACACCAAGCUCCAUUUCGGUUUUUAGGCGAUGCUUUGGUCAUCCUUGGGGAAGCUAUGAUUCCUUGCAUGAAUCUGUUACUUGGAGGAAACUUAUCUCAAGGAUUUGGCGCAUCGGAACUGGCACUUGAAGUUGUCAUCUCGAUCAUGUUGACACGACUGCUGCUUCUUCCCAUAACCGGGCUCAUCGUUGUCAAGCUCGCGUUUUCCAUGGGUCUAGUACCUGCGGACCCGCUCUUUCACUUCGUACUUUUGCUGCAAUUUACCAUGCCUACGGCUAUCAACGUUGGUCAGUUUCAAAACCUCAUCUAUUUACAAAUACCAUCACUAAAACCUGUGGCACGAUGACGCAGCUAUUUGGUGUCGGACAAACCGAAUGCUCGAUCAUUCUUUUCUGGUGCUACACAUCGUCGGUUGUGUUUUUGACACUAUGGACGAUGAUUUUUCUUGUCCUGCUCAUAUGAAGCCCAAAGGCUUCGUUUUUUAUGGGAGUGUAAAGAGCGAGAAGUUCUCUGCAAGUCAGGAAAAUUUUGGUACGUCCUUAGUGAGCUGAAUUGUUGUUACAUUUCUUUCCAAAAUCAACAAGGAUCACGGGAUUUUUUCUUUCAUACUCUCAAGUUCGCGUCAUCAUCGUCUAAUUU
Molecule: messenger RNA, 2121 nt
Organism: Selaginella moellendorffii
Lineage: Eukaryota; Viridiplantae; Streptophyta; Lycopodiopsida; Selaginellales; Selaginellaceae
Product: protein PIN-LIKES 5
Exons: 11
Coding region: 125-1828 (567 amino acids)
Biological process (GO): endoplasmic reticulum to cytosol auxin transport
Cellular component (GO): membrane
Source: RefSeq, a predicted model, not a curated record